Octodon degus (degu) is the source of this 6513-nucleotide messenger RNA. RefSeq names its product A-kinase anchoring protein 11 (gene Akap11). The record is from RefSeq and is a predicted model, not a curated record. The coding region runs from base 133 to 5802 and encodes 1889 amino acids. Gene Ontology annotation, cellular component: cytoplasm. The transcript has 12 exons. Gene Ontology annotation, biological process: intracellular protein localization. Lineage: Eukaryota; Metazoa; Chordata; Mammalia; Rodentia; Octodontidae. Gene Ontology annotation, molecular function: protein kinase A binding.
CGCACCUCUCGCGCCUCUGGUCGUUGCGGGCGAGUGGCGAGUCAGUGACAUGCGUGUGAGCUUCAGAGGCUGCGGCCGCCAGGUGUUUUGUGCAUCUGUUCUUCAGUGAUUGCAGUCAAAACUAAUAUAAUUAUGGCAACUUUCCAGCCUUUCAAAAAUAGUCGUGUGAAGCCGAGAGCAUCUGUCAGAAAAAGCUUCAGUGAAGAUGUAUUCCAGUCUGUAAAGUCUUUAUUACAGAGUGAAAAGGAACUAUGCAGUGUAUCAGGAGAGGACUGUUUGAAGCAGGAUGAACAUGCAAAAUUAACUGAGGUCACAUUUCUGGGCUUUAAUGAAGAAACAGAUGCUGCCCAUAUACAGGAUUUAGCAGCAGUGUCUUUGGAACUUCCAGACCUUCUGAAUUCACUCCACUUCUGCAGUCUAAAUGAAAAUGAAAUCAUUUGUAUGAAGGACAUAAACAAAUCAUCAGAGAUCAAUAAUGGUCCUCUAAAUCAGAGUCAUCAUUCUGGAAUGCUUUGUGUUAUGAGAGUAUCACCGACAUUACCGAGGCUCAGAGUUGAUUUCAUCUUUAGUCUCCUAAGUAAAUAUGCUACUGGUAUAAGGUAUACCCUGGACACAUACUUGCAUCAGAACCACCAGCUUGAGACCACUUACGAAGAUGAGGAUGAUACUAACCAGUCUGUGUCUUCCAUAGAGGACGACUUUGUUACUGCUUUUGAGCAGUUGGAGGAAGAGGAGGCUUCAAAGCCAUAUAAUGAUGGAAUAAAUGUUACUACACUCUGGAACCAGUGUGACAUGGCUUCUCAGACUAUUUGUGGUUACCAUUUGGAAACACAUGAUUUAAAGACUUUAGUCGGCUCUGGACAGCAGAAGACAUUGGCUAAACCCUCAUCUCCCUUAAUAAAUGUUCUUGGACAUAAAGAACCACUUUCUGUGAAGACUUCAGUCACAACUUCAAUUUCAGAGCCGUGGAUCCAAAGGAGUUUCUAUAGGUCAUCUAAUGCUUUGGGUAAAGGUGGUGAUACACAGAAAACUGUUUGUUCUUCUCCUGCUUACUCCUCAGAAUCAGAAUGUUCAAGUCCAAGUCCUGUUAUUUUCUUGGAUGAAGAAGGAUAUCAGAAAAGUUUAAAAGCAAAACUUGAGCUGCCUAAAAUUCCUGUGAUGAAAGAUGAUGUAGAAGAUUCAGACUCAGAAGUAAGUGAAUUUUUUGAUAGUUUUGAUCAGUUUGAUGAAGUAGAACAAACUUCAGAGACUUCCUGCGUGCUUAUAAAUGAUCCUGUUCAAGGGAAGUCAUCACGAAAGAAAGGGCACAAACAUGAAAAAUCUUGUAUGAAUCCUCAAAAAUUCAAGUCUGAUUGCCCGGCUCUUCCAGCUAAUGUUAGAAAGCCAACUCCUCGUAAGCCAGAAUCUCCAUACAGCAACUUGUGUGAUGGUCCAGAUUCUCCUCGUCCAGUGAAGGCAUCAGGGGAUGACAGUGGUUUGUUUAGUCCUGUUCGGUCCUCUGCUUUUAGUCCUCUUGGAAGCUGUACUGCUGCUGAAUGCUUUUGCCAAAUAGAUAUUGGUGGAAAUCAGACUCAUGAUUCUGUUUAUUACACCUAUGAAGAUUAUGCAAAUAGUAUUUCAUGUGAAGUGCUAGAAUCAGUUCUUCAUAACCAACCAACUAAUGAAAUGUCAAACAUUAAUAGUGUUAAAAGAGGAGAAAAUGAAACUGUUGCUUUUCAGCAUGGAAACAUUGAUCAAAAAAAUAAAUCUAAAAGUAAAUCUUUAAUGAUUAAAGAUAGCAUUCAGAAAUUUGCUGCAGAUCUGGUGGAAAAAAGUUUUGGUAGUGCAUUUAAAGACUUACAGAAAGGAGUCUCUUCAUGUACCAGUGCAUUGUGCCACUUAGCCAUAAAAUUGACAUCAUCUAUUUUUCAGAUGGCAUUUAAUGAACUGAGAAGGCAGCAUGCAUUUUCACUAAAACAGCAUGCCAUUAGUGGCUUGGCUAAUUUUUUGGUGAGUGAAGCCUUAUCACAUGCCUUAAAAGAUUUACAGUAUGUAAAGAAGCAAAUAUUUACAAAUACAGUUGCUAGGUUUGCUGCAGAUCUUGCUGAAGAACUUGUUUUUGAAGGUAUCAUGGAAGUGUGCCAAUUUUCAUAUCCUUCAACACCUGCAUCUCCACGGUGUCAGUCAUUUGAUUUUGAUGAUAAAGUAGUGAAGUCAUAUGCGAAAGAUUUGUCUGAGUCUGUAAUACAGGAAGCAUUCAUUGAGCUAUCACAAGUUGAUGUGCCCUUCACAACAAAGGCAGCAGUUAGUGUUUCUACAGAUAUCAAGGAAGUGAAUACAGAAAGUGUACCACCGUCUAUACAGACCUUCACAUUUUCUCCUUCUUUUAAUAAUCAAGCAAUUAUGGGGACAAAACCAGUGCAGGAAUAUAAAAAGGAAUACACCAUGCAACAGGCCUUGUUUUGUACUUCAGGAAUUGUCACUUCUAUUCCAGUGCCCUUGGCAGGAAGUGUCCUUCUCCCAUAUCAUAUUUCUUCUACUGUAUGUCAGACAAAUUCUCAUCUGUCAUUUGAUGACAGUAAUUCAAAUGGUGAUUCUUUCCAGGCACAUGCUAUCACAAAAAACCAAGAAGAGGAAGUAGCUUGUCUCAGAAAUAUUUGUUUACCUUCAGAACACACUCUAGAUAGCCAGAAUGAUUGCAAAACAACUAAUAAUGAAACUGAAAUUCAAAGCUUUUCAAAAUUAACAAGUGAAAUUAGCAACUUUUCUGCAGCAAUGGUGCAAACAAUAGUAAAUGAAACUUUGGAGUCAGUGACACCAUUCAGAGUUACAAAAACAGCUAAUGAACAUACUGAUUAUUUAACUAAAACUAUGAAGGGACAUUCAUCUCCUUCCUCUCUUCAAGUAACACCACAACAGGGGGAAGCUAACAAUAAGGAUAUGUUUACUGAACUGUUAUCUAAAUCUGUUAUUAAAGAAUCAGUAGAUACAAGCAAAUUAAUGAUCUCAACUUCAGAUACAAAUACAGUACUUAAGGAAGACUUGCCUGUUGCUGCAGAGGAAUCAAAGUUGACUUUGGAAAAGUUGCCAAAAUUUCUUGAUGCUCAAGAUCACUUACCUUGCUGUUCACUUCCCACGAGAAAGGAUUAUGUUCCAGAAUAUAAAGAUUUGGUGGAUCGUGGAAUUUCUUUAGCGAUACCAUCACCUUGUCCAAUGGUGACAAGUCAGAAACCUGAUCUGAAGGAACUUGCUAAGGAUAAGCCAUUGAAAAAGCAUAAUUUGAAUGAUACUGCACUUGAGCCCAUAUCUUUUGGACAGGAGAGCCCUUUUGGUCACUCACAUACUUUCUCAUCAACCGUGCUUACCUGUGUAGAUGGUUUGCAUGUGGAAGAUAAACAGAAAAUCAGAGACAGAAGUGUAAUACCUGAUACUCCUCCAUCAACUCCUCUAGUUCCAUCCCAGGCUAGUUCUGAAUGGGAUAUCAAGAAAUUAACCAAAAAACUCAAAGGGGAAUUGGCCAAAGAAUUUGCACCUGCUACACCACCGUCUACACCUCACAACUCAUCUGUUGGUAAUUUGUCUGAAAAUGAACAGAACACUAUAGAAAAGGAAGAGUUCAUGUUGAAACUCAUGAGGUCUCUUUCAGAAGAAGUUGAAAGUAGUGAAGGUGAAGAACAUCCAGAAAUGGAUGUGAAGCCAGAACACUCAGGGAAGAAAGUGCAGUUUGCAGAAGCGUUAGCUACACACAUAAUUUCUUUUGCAACUGAAACAGCAGCCUCUCAUUUAGAUCACAAAAUAAUGGAAGAACCUGAGGUUCAAAAACCUUGCUUCAAUGUGCAAAGUCAAAGAAGAUUAUUGCCUAUUUUUUUAAGUCGAUCUGUUGAAAAUUUUCAGACAGGUAGUUUUGCCGGUGAUAUGGCAGCAGAAAUCAUUGCAGAAGCUGAGAAAAUAGCAAAAGUUAGAAGUUCUGUACUUUGCAGGCAAAAGAAGAAUCUUUGUUUUACUGAUAGGGACCAAGAUUAUAGAUCAGAAGAGAAGUUGGAUAUGGAGGUUGUGUAUCCAGGAGAAGUGGAUCCACUUACUCUUUCAGUACCACCAAGUUCUUGUAUGUCAGGUCUGACAUACAAGUAUCCCAGCUGUGAGAGUGUGACAGAUGAAUAUGCAGGUCAUGUUAUCCAAAUACUAAAGCAGGAAGGUGGCAAUGGUGAGUUAAUAAUGGAUCAGUAUGCCAGCAGACUUGCUUAUCGGUCUGUUAAAUCAGGUUUACAAGAAGCAGCUAAGACAGCCAAAAUGCAGUGCAGCUCAAAAAUGUCCCUUGUGCAAAGUACACAAGAGAGAAUAAACAGUGAACUGUCCAUGUUUUCAAAUGAACACUGCCAAGAAGAAGGAAAAAAAAGUAAAAGAAAAGGAAAUGGAGGUCACCUUUGUCAAAAUCAAGCUUGUGAAAGGACAAAAGAUAAGUGGAGAAAUGAAGACUCUUAUUUAUAUAGUUUUUCAGCCUCUCUUGCUCACUGCAUAACAAGAGAUGUUAAAAAAGAGCUGACAGCACCUAAAGUUGACUUGCCAAAAUCCUUAACAGAGUCCUGCCUUUUUGAAAAAUCUGGAUAUGUUGAAGAUACUGAGUACCACAUAGAACCUGAAUUUCCUAAACCUCUUCAAUCUUCCUCACAAAACCAAGGGUUUCACCACAGUACAGACAGCUUAAAUGGGCAUGGUUGUGGAGAGAAUAUUGUUCAAACUAUAGAACAGUAUGCUAAAAAAGUAGUGGAUGACACUUUAGAGUUAGGUCUAGCAUCUAAAGUUUUCCAAGCAUCGGAGACCACAAAAUCAGUGGAUAGGAUCACUUAUGCAGACAAGUUGUCACGUCUUACAAAUCAAAAUUGUAGGUAUUGUGAUCUUAAGGAGCUCCAUGAUUGUACUGGAAAUUCAUCUCAGCACUUUUUCAAACAAGAUUCAUGUGUUAAUAGUAAGCUUGUUAAAAAUUUAUACUUUAGCAACAUCUAUCAGAAAUCUCGAAUUUUUCACCUUGAUGUCCCUCAAAUUCAUGUAAAUCUUGAUAACAAAUCAUUACUUGCUGAGAAGAUAGUCGCUGAAGCCAUUGAAAGAGCAGAGAGAGAGCUAAGCAAUACCAGUUUGGCUGCUGAUAGUGGAAUUGGACAAGAUGGCAUUAGUUUUGCUGAGAGCCUUACUACAGAAAUAAUGACAUCAGCCAUGACGAAUGUUGGACAUGCUGUCUGCAGUUCAAAAGAAAUAGAAGAUGCUCAGUCAACUGAAUCACUUGGUAGUCAGCAGAUGAAUCUCAGUAUUGGUGAGGACAGCACUGGUAGCUGGUCCAAUUUAAGUUUUGAAGAUGAACAUCAAGAUGAAAGCAGCAGUUUUCAUCACCUAAGUGAAAGCAGUAAUGGUAGCAGUAGCUGGAGCAGUCUUGGUUUAGAAGGAGAUUUGUAUGAGGACAAUUUAUCCUUUCCAACAUCAGACAGUGAUGAAUCGGAUGAUGAAGAACAUGAGGCUGAUGUUAGAGGUAUAGAACAAAAUGAAAAAGCCUUGCUGAUUACGAACAUUGACAUGGCGCCAUGCAUAGUAGAUCCCCAGUUACGGAUUAUUCUUCAAUGGCUCAUUGCUUCGGAAGCUGAAGUCGCAGAACUUUAUUUUCAUGAUUCUGCGAAGAAGGAAUUUAUGCUACUUUCUAAACGGUUACAAGAAAAAGGAUGGAAAGUGGGAGACCUCCUGCAGACUGUGCUUAAAUACUAUGAAGUGGUGGAAAGAACUUCCAGCGAGGAGAGAUGCAAGUCACUGUUUGAAUGGCUUUUGGAAAAUGCAUAGUAUAAAACUCAAACCAGUAUAUUUUCUUAUUUGUUAUGAAAGGAAAAGAAACAGAUAAAUAUGUUUAGGAUAAACUUGAAUAGUAAAUAUGAACAUUUUAAGUGAUUUGGGAGAAAAGUACAGCUUUUUAAGUGCUUUCUGUCAUCACAACGUGUAUAUAGUUCAUACUUUUGUAAUCCCUAUUAAAAUAUAAUCUCUACCUGUUCUGUGUGUGUAUGUAGUGUGUGUAACUUAUAUAUGACGGAAGGAAAAGGUCUCUGGGGAGAUUGUGUGACGGCAUUCUUUUUUGCAUCCAGAUAGUGCUGCUUGAAACUGCAGAGAUAGCUGGGGAGAUAUUCCAGUGAUAGAGUAACUUAUAAUUGUUCCUUACAAAUGGUAUCUGACUAAUGACUCAUCACAGUAACCAAACAUAAAAUUAAAGCUCGUUUGUUCAUUUGUGGUAAAUUUUUAGACUUUUUGCCCUGUUUUAAAAAAUCAGUUUUAUGUCAGUAGCUCAGCUAUUGGCAGCUUUUUGGUUCUCUCCAAAGUGUUUAAUUUUUUAGUAGUAAUAUUAUUGUUUUAGGUUUCUAUAAAUACCAUGAAAUUUCCCAGGCCUUCCAUCAAACAACAUUGUUUACUAAUCCUACUAGUCCUUAUGGUAUGAAAGGGGUGUGUGUGUGUGUGUGUGUGUGAGAGAGAGAGAGAGAGAGAGAGAGAGAGAGAGAGAGAGAG